UCUUCUGCUGUGUUCUAGAAGAAAAUACUGGUUGGGAUCAUCGUGGGCAGUUAUAGUGAUUAUGUCUUUUUCGUACACGUUUCGAGACAGACCAAGGUUGAGUGAUCGAAUACGUGGGAAGUCGGGCGAUGAGUUAUUUAAUGAAUUGAGAAAAGAAUUUGAUCAAGACAGAAAGUCUUUUUUUGACAGACCGUCCUCAAAUUUUGGAUCCUCAGCCGGCUCAACAUUUCCAAGGGCCGCUCAUUUUUUUGAAGACCCACUAUCGUCUAGAGGUCGCCCUGACAUCCGUUCUCAUUUAGAAGAUCUCGCUCAAAGACAUCCAGAACUUGCUGACCAUCUGCGCUAUCCUGCCUGGACUGACGAGCAGCCCAAGACAAAUACUUGGGGCCGGAAGCGACGGGGGUCGGAAGAAACUGACGAGGCAAGUAAACAACAAAACAAAGAGGAUAACAACGACUCUCUGCGAGGAAGAGCAAAGGAGAACCUAAGGAACACUGUUCCUGAUAUGGGACAGAAGCAACAACAAGCAGAGGAAAAAGAAUCUCGUGGACAACGAUCUUGGUCAGCACCGCCGCCUGAUAACCGUAACGAAAAGCCUCGUUUUGUUUCUAAAAUCGAAAUCAACCCAGUGAAUCCUGACGCAAAGCCACAGCUGCAAACACAACCACAACAGAGUUCGAGUACAGGUGAUGCAACUAAGCCACCAAUGGCUCCACCGAAACCACAACCUCAGCCCCAGGCUAACCAGCAACCACAGCAUAAAAGCUCAACAGUUAGACACAUCCCGAUCUUUGUAGAAGGACGAGACGAGCCUCUGUUACCAAAAGUGGAGCCUGAGGUCACCCAACACGCUGCUCCUCAACAACACUACGCACCACCACAGACCCAUUAUCAACAACCACCGAGAAAACAGACUCCGCCAAGAUUUGACCAGAACCCACCUCAUUUCGAACAACAAGUUCCGAUUCAAACCAGGUUUGAAACAGAAGUACCCAUCCAAAGGUUUGAAAAACAGGUGCCUGUUCAGUCACGCGAGAAAGAAGUUCCAGGCCAAAGAUUUGAGAAGGAAGUACCGAUACAGACAAGGUAUGAGCAUCAUCAACAGCAGCAUCCACAACAACAGCAGCAUCAUCCACAACAACAGCAUCAUCCUCAACAACAUCAGCAUCAUCCACAACAACAGCAUCAUCCUCAACAACCACAGCAUCAUCCACAACAACAAACACAACCUGAGCCUCAACAACCUCCAGUCAACCCCAACGAUCCGCUAUACAGGGUCGAGUGUGUUCAGAAAGAAGUAGAAGAGUUAAAAACAAAAAUUGACAACUUUAAUGGCACCUCGAGGAAAGACAAGGAGUACAUUUAUCUCGAUGAGCUGCUCACAAGAAAUCUGAUUAAACUUGACAAUAUAGAGACAGAAGGCCGCGACGAAGUUAGAGCUGCGAGGAAGAACAUGAUCAAGACCAUUGAGAAAUAUAUUAGUGCCCUUGAAAAUAAAGUUUCUUUGCCUGGCGGAAAUGAAGAAAAAAUGCAGUCGGAGGGCGAGAAAUCAGAAGCCAUGGAAGCUGAACAGUUGAGCCAAGGUGUUGAUAACAUUGGUGGCAAUGGCGAUGGAAGCCAGCCUAAAACUGAGCAAGAUCAAAAAGGAGAAAACUCCAUGGAAAUUGAACAGGAGAAACCCAAAGGUGAAGCAGCACCGAGUGGGAAUGAACAACCCUCGUCUGGAGAGAAUAAGGAAGGCUCCAGUGAAAGAGAGUCUUACGAAGCAGAGAAUAAAGCCGCGUAAAUAAUCUCGAGUGAAUGUGUAAUUUAAGUUGUUUAUUUAAAACAGUAUUCCUGAAGUUUUUUUAAGUAACUGUGUGUGAGUCACGCAAGUGUUUUUGUAAACGCUUUGGUUUUUACAAUUAAUUUAAAGUGUAGUCAAAGUUGUGCUGUACAUUUUUGUUCAUAAAGAGUUUUAGUUUUUGUACAGUUGUUAACGGCUAGAGACUGACUUUGUUUUCUGUACUUUUCUAAGACUGACUCGAUAGUUUGGUUUAAAACUUCUAAGUUAUUUUAUUAAUUGAGUUUUUUAAUAAGUUCCCAGUGAAUAUGUACACAGUUCCUUCACUCGAGAAGUGUGUUUUGGCUGAAAGAUGUCGCUUUUAUAGCUAUUUUAUCGCAAUAAUAAUACUGUACCGGUAAGUCUUGGAGUAGUAUAGGUAAAUAUUUUGUGAUAAAAUUAAAUGCCUUCAGUUUAUAUUAUGCAGCACUCAUAGAUUUUAAAUCGAGUUGCUGCAUCCUAUAGCUAGUCUAAAUAGCUUAGGUGUAAAAGAUGUAGGCCUAGAAUGAAUUUAGAUUUGCACAUUUUAUAAAUAAAUCCUUGUUCGAUAGCUUUUGAUCCAUAUUCAUAACCAUUUGUGCCAUCCAAAUAUAACUAUACCGGUAGUGUAUCUUGUAGAAUCAAUGCAAUAUUAUCAUAAGAUUGGGAAUUCAAAGUUGGCAUCAUUGUAAGCCGUACUGGUAAUUAUGUUCAAACUGAAUCUUUUUUCUAUGUUGAAAUUUUAAUUUAUACAAUUAUUGUGGUUAAGCACAGCUGUGAACAGGCCAGUAAAAAUUCAAGCAGCUCUUCCAUUGUCAUAUGAUGAAUAAGAAUUAGCCUGAUAUUUAUUAUCUACACUAUAGUAGGGGGUUUUCUCUUUUUGAACACAAUACACGUGUAACUCGACUGAGUAUUAAAAUUGGCAGCUUUUAACUUACUACAAUAUUAAAGAACCGUCCAUAAUAUUUGUAGGUUUUACAAAAUUGUAUAGAGCAGUCGGCAAUAUUUUCUGUAUUUUAAAAUUAAUCUCACUUCUUGAAUGUACAAAUUUAAUAAAGUUGUAUUUUAUGUAUCUCAA
This is a messenger RNA of Macrosteles quadrilineatus (aster leafhopper), 2879 nucleotides long. RefSeq names its product BAG domain-containing protein Samui-like. The transcript is spliced from 2 exons. Bases 62 to 1786 code for a protein of 574 amino acids. The record is from RefSeq and is a predicted model, not a curated record. Gene Ontology annotation, molecular function: protein-folding chaperone binding. Lineage: Eukaryota; Metazoa; Arthropoda; Insecta; Hemiptera; Cicadellidae.